CCCCUAACACCAACUUCUCUCUCUGUGUCUAGUUCAGCAAAGUCUUCUCCCCCCACUCCAAAGUCAGUCUCGCCCUACAAAACCCUCUCAGACCUCAGUCUUCUCUGAAAUUCUCUCUCUCUGUGAAAAGCUCGGAAGCUCGUUCCGGUCGUCAAUGGAGGGCUCCGAGACCUCCAACGGUACAACCUUGAGGAAUGCUUUCGGUAAUGUCCUCUCCUUCUUCAUCCUCAUCCUGAUCGGCGUUCUCGCUUUUUCGAUCCGUCUCUUCUCUGUCAUAAAGUACGAGAGUGUUAUUCACGAGUUUGAUCCUUAUUUCAAUUACAGAGUCACUCAGUUUCUGACAAAGAAUGGAAUAUAUGAUUUUUGGAACUGGUUUGAUGAUCGAACCUGGUAUCCUCUUGGUCGUGUGAUUGGUGGAACUGUUUACCCUGGAUUGACCUUGACAGCAGGAACCCUAUGGUGGUUGUUGAAUUCAUUAAAUAUUCCUCUUUCUGUGGAAACUAUUUGUGUAUUUACUGCACCUAUAUUCUCUGCUUUCACAUCCUGGGCAGCUUACCUUCUGACUCGGGAAGUUAAGGGCGCUGGUGCUGGACUAACAGCUGCAGCUCUUAUUGCAAUGGUGCCAUCAUAUAUUUCUCGGUCUGUAGCUGGAAGCUAUGACAAUGAAGCUGUGGCUAUUUUUGCUUUGGUCUUCACCUUCUAUCUCUAUAUAAAGACACUGAAUACAGGAUCCCUCUUUUAUGCAACUCUUAAUGCCCUAGCAUACUUUUACAUGGUUUGCUCUUGGGGAGGCUACACAUUUAUUAUCAAUCUUAUUCCAAUGCAUGUGCUUAUGUGCAUUGUGACUGGUCGAUACUCAUCACGACUGUACAUUGCCUAUGCUCCUCUUGUUGUCUUGGGCACAUUAUUAGCUGCUUUGGUGCCUGUUGUUGGAUUUAAUGCAGUCAUGACAUCGGAACAUUUUGCAUCCUUCUUGGUUUUUAUUAUUAUACACGUGGUCGCAUUUGUGCACUAUAUCAAAGGGGUUCUUGCACCUAAAAUGUUCAAAGUUGCUGUGACACUUGUUCUAUCUAUUGGCGUGAUAGUAUGCUGUGCUGUGAUAGCAGUACUGGUAGCUUUGGUAGCUUCAAGUCCGACGAAGGGGUGGAGUGGGCGAAGUCUAAGUCUACUUGAUCCAACCUAUGCAAGCAAGUACAUACCAAUUAUUGCUAGUGUUAGUGAGCAUCAACCUCCUACUUGGCCCUCAUACUUUAUGGACAUUAAUGUGUUGGCAUUCUUAGUUCCAGCUGGCAUAAUUGCAUGCUUUUCACCCUUAUCGGAUGCGAGCUCUUUUGUCAUCCUUUAUAUUGUAACAUCAGUUUAUUUCUCUGGAGUUAUGGUGCGUCUUAUGUUGGUACUUGCUCCAGCAGCAUGCAUUACCUCUGGAAUUGCUCUUUCUGAAGCUUUUGAAGUUUUUACACGAUCAAUUAAGUUUCAGUUACCUGGUUUACAAGGAAUUUCACCAGUUAAGGCAGAGGAGACCAGUUCUGAUAGCACUGUGCCACUGAAUGAAGUGCCUAAGACCGAUAAAAGUGGAGAGACAUUAAAGGAGAGACCCUCAAGAAAGAACAGGAAGAAGGAAAAAGAACCUGUAGAAAAGCCUUCUAUCAAAGCUCGAAUUGAAAAGAAGCUUCUGGUUUUACCUCUUGAGGGAUCAGUUCUUGCUAUUCUACUUGUGCUGCUGGGUGCCUUCUAUGUGGUUCAUUGUGUCUGGGCAGCAGCAGAAGCGUAUUCAGCCCCAUCCAUUGUUCUAACAUCUCAUUCACAUGAUGGUCUCCAUGUUUUUGAUGAUUUUAGAGAGGCUUAUGCAUGGCUAAGCCACAAUACUGAGGUGGAUGAUAAAGUUGCAUCUUGGUGGGAUUAUGGGUACCAAACCACUGCCAUGGCUAACCGCACUGUCAUUGUUGACAAUAAUACCUGGAACAACACUCAUAUUGCAACAGUCGGUACUGCCAUGUCUUCUCCAGAAAAGGCUGCUUGGGAAAUUUUCAACUCAUUGGAUGUAAAAUAUGUCCUCGUUGUAUUUGGAGGUCUUGUUGGCUACCCCAGUGAUGAUAUUAAUAAAUUCCUGUGGAUGGUCCGUAUCGGAGGUGGUGUAUUUCCUCAUAUCAAGGAACCUGAUUACUUAAGAGAUGGUCAGUAUCGGAUUGACAAUCAGGCCACCCCCACCAUGCUAAAUUGUCUCAUGUACAAGCUCUCUUAUUACAGGUUUGUGGACACGGAUGGUAAAGGCUUUGAUAGGGUGAGGCGAACAGAAAUUGGAAAGAAGCAUUUCAAACUUACCCAUUUUGAAGAGGUAUUUACAACUCACCAUUGGAUGGUUCGGAUAUACAAACUAAAACCGCCAAAGAAUCGUAUCCGAGGAAAGACUAAAAAAUCAAAAUCGAAAUCAACCUCAACGAUUAGCGGAAAAAGAAGUGGGACUAAAAAGAAUCCGUGGAACUGAAAGUCAUUUAUUUCUAGCUCAUAUUAUCUGUAACUUCAUAUGUAUACAAAAAGCGAGGGCCUCAGAGGCUGAGAAGACUGAGAAAGCAUAGUGGCUUUUCUAGUUUUAUUAACGAAAUUCAAAGGACAAAAAAUUUUGCGACGCUUUAGAUGAUUUUUUUCUUGUACUCUUUUAGAGCAUAAUCUUUUACAGUGUUAA
Molecule: messenger RNA, 2683 nt
Organism: Rosa chinensis
Lineage: Eukaryota; Viridiplantae; Streptophyta; Magnoliopsida; Rosales; Rosaceae
Product: dolichyl-diphosphooligosaccharide--protein glycosyltransferase subunit STT3A-like
Cellular component (GO): membrane
Molecular function (GO): oligosaccharyl transferase activity
Source: RefSeq, a predicted model, not a curated record